Hippopotamus amphibius kiboko is the source of this 1462-nucleotide messenger RNA. RefSeq names its product carboxypeptidase B2 (gene CPB2). The coding region runs from base 38 to 1309 and encodes 423 amino acids. The record is from RefSeq and is a predicted model, not a curated record. Gene Ontology annotation, biological process: fibrinolysis; proteolysis. Gene Ontology annotation, molecular function: metallocarboxypeptidase activity; zinc ion binding. The transcript is spliced from 11 exons. NCBI's taxonomy places the organism in Eukaryota, Metazoa, Chordata, Mammalia, Artiodactyla, Hippopotamidae.
UUUGGAGAGUUUUGUUUUAUUGCAAACCACUGUGGGGAUGAAGCUUUAUAGCUUUGGAGUCCUUGUGACCGCCGUCCUGUUCUGCGAGCAGCAUGUCUUCGCCUUUCAGAGUGGACAGAUUUUAUCUGCUGUUCCUAGAACCUCCAGGCAAGUUGAAAUUCUGCAGAAUAUUACUACAACACACGAGAUUGUUCUCUGGCAGCCAGUAACAGCUGAAUUAAUUGCGAAGGGAAAAGAAGUCCAUUUUUUUGUGAAUGCAUCCGAUGUGAGCAAUGUGAAAGUCCAUUUAAAUGAGAGUGGAAUUCGACUCAAUGUCUUGUUGGAAAACGUGGAAGAUCUUAUCCGGCAACAGACUUCCAACAGCACCAUCAGCCCCCGGGCCUCCUCCUCCUACUAUGAGCGGUAUCACUCACUAAGUGAGAUCUAUUCUUGGAUAGAACAUGUGACUGAGCAGUAUCCUGAUACAGUUGAAAAAAUCCACAUUGGAUCAUCAUAUGAGAAGUACCCACUUUAUGUUUUAAAGGUUUCUAGAAAAGAACAAAGGGCCAAAAAUGCCAUGUGGAUUGACUGUGGAAUGCAUGCCAGAGAGUGGAUCUCUCCUGCUUUCUGCUUGUGGUUCAUAAACUCUGUAACUCAACAACAAGGGAAAGAAAAGCUGCAUACCAAUCUUCUGAGGCACAUGGAUUUCUAUGUUAUGCCGGUGGUUAAUGUGGACGGUUAUGACUACACGUGGAAAAAGAAUCGAAUGUGGAGAAAGAACCGUUCUAUUCAUGAAAACAAUCCUUGCAUUGGAACAGACCUGAACAGGAACUUUGCCUCCAAACACUGGUGUGAGGAAGGUGCCUCAAGUUUCUCGUGCUCAGAAGUCUACUGUGGACCUUACCCUGAGUCAGAACCAGAAGCGAAGGCAGUGGCUGAUUUCUUGAGAAGAAACAUCAACCACAUUAAAGCUUACAUCAGCAUGCAUUCAUACUCCCAGAAGAUAAUGUUUCCAUAUUCCUAUAGCAGAAGCAAAAGCAAACACCAUGAAGAACUGUCUCUAGUGGCCAGUGAAGCAGUCCAUGCUAUUGAGAGGGCUAGUAAAAAUAUCAGAUAUACGCAUGGCAGUGGUUCAGAAAGUUUAUAUCUAGCUCCUGGAGGUACGGAUGACUGGAUCCAUGACUUGGGCAUCAAAUAUUCGUUUACAAUUGAACUUCGAGAUAAAGGCAAAUAUGGAUUCUUGCUGCCAGAGCGUUACAUCAGUCCCACUUGUGGAGAAGCUUUUGCUGCUGUCUCUAAAAUAGCUUGGCAUGUCAUCAGGAAUGUUUAAUGUCCUUGAUUUUUUCCACUCUGUUCUCAUAUUUUAAUUUACUGAUUCCAGCUAAAUCAAAUUAUUGUACCAGUUUCUUUUUAUCAGUUUUCAUAAAAGGUUUUCCCAUUCCUUGGUUUUGGCAAAGAACAAAAUAAAUGCUACCUUAAAAUA